AUGGUCUGGGGGUUUGCUGAUAUUACAAUCAGUACUAAUCUUAGUCGAGAUUUGGGAACGAGGCUCGUCGCCUUGAUCUUCUACGGGCGAGAGGCAUUCACAUACAUGGGAUACGCUCCUAUAGCUAUUCUUGUCAAUAUACCUGCGACAUUGUUCGCCACUGCUUUCUAUGAGCUUUUGUUGAGAGACUCGUUCCUUACUAUCGGCAAAGGCCAUGCUCAACAUCGCGAGGGUGACGAGGGCCUAUUGAGACACAUAUCCAAAACAGGUGUACUCAAAGAGGAGGAUCUGCGUCAGGUUACCAGCAAUGGCGAUGCUAAGGUGACCAGAUUUGAGCAUAUGGAGAAAUAA
Diaporthe batatas is the source of this 351-nucleotide messenger RNA. RefSeq lists its product as uncharacterized. The record is from RefSeq and is a predicted model, not a curated record. NCBI's taxonomy places the organism in Eukaryota, Fungi, Ascomycota, Sordariomycetes, Diaporthales, Diaporthaceae. Bases 1 to 351 code for a protein of 116 amino acids. The transcript is spliced from 2 exons.